This is a messenger RNA of Diplodia corticola, 801 nucleotides long. RefSeq names its product pq loop repeat protein. Gene Ontology annotation, biological process: phospholipid translocation; retrograde transport, endosome to Golgi. Gene Ontology annotation, cellular component: endosome; trans-Golgi network. NCBI's taxonomy places the organism in Eukaryota, Fungi, Ascomycota, Dothideomycetes, Botryosphaeriales, Botryosphaeriaceae. The transcript is spliced from 3 exons. The record is from RefSeq and is a predicted model, not a curated record. The coding region runs from base 1 to 801 and encodes 266 amino acids.
AUGCCACUCGCCGAUUACCUCGCCGAUUACCUCCCCGAAUUCUUGACCGCGGACUCCGACAUCAUGGGCUUCUUCUCCGGGCUCGUUACCCACAUUGCCCCAGCAUUCAUCGUUACCUCUCCAAUCACCUCCUAUGCCGACCAGAUCUACUCCAUCCACCGGACGCGCUCGUCCGCCGGCUUCUCGCUGGACAUACCUUUGAUCAUGCUGGUUGCCUCUAUAUUAAAGAUCUUCUUCUGGUUCGGCGAUCACUUCGCGCUGUCGCUCCUCUACCAAGCCAUCCUCAUGAUCUUCAUGCAAGUCCUGCUCCUACACGUCGCAUUAAGGCACCGUCCGCCGCCUGCCGCGCAACACACGCCUUUCGCCGCGCAUCCGACACCGCGCCCGUACAACUUCUGGCAGUGGCGCCCGCAUCGGCCGUACUGGGCCUUCCUACUCUACUUCACGGGCGCGCUCGUCAUCCUGCAUGUCCUGCUGAGUAGCACCGAAUUUUUCACGAGCUAUACAUCCGUGCUCGGGUUUAUUGCUUUGGCGAUCGAGGCGUGUCUGCCGCUGCCGCAGAUUCUGUCGAACCAGCGCGCCAAGAGCACCAAGGGCUUCAGGCCCAGCGUGCUGCUGAACUGGUUGAUCGGUGAUACGUUUAAGCUGACCUUCUUCUUCCUCAGCGCCGAGGGCGAGGUGCCGUGGGCGUUCAAGCUCUGCGGUAUGUUCCAGGCGUGCUGCGACACGUAUCUAGGUGUGCAAUGGUGGAUGUAUGGAAACAGAGCGAAACAUGAGAAGGCGGACGACAUUCCUUUGUAG